Symbiodinium sp. CCMP2592 is the source of this 1611-nucleotide messenger RNA. The record is from the annotation of a GenBank genome assembly. Lineage: Eukaryota; Dinophyceae; Suessiales; Symbiodiniaceae.
AUGUCGCUUUCACUCCUUCUGCUCACCCACAUCCAUACUGCAGUGGGAAGUGCACUACUUCCACGUCCUUGCCCUCCCGGACGCUUGUUUGCGUGCCAGCUCGCGAAUGGAUGGAGUGUGCCGCACGAAUUUCUCGUUCAAGAGCUACAGAGGUUGGAUGAAAUUCUGUAUGGCCCCCUGCCGUCGGAGUUUGUUUCUCAGAAGCCCGAACCCGAAUUUGCUGUAAAUUCAGUAGCAAGCAGAGCUACAAGGCCUUCAUGUGUGGAAGGAAAGUCAAGCCUAAAGUGGCAAGAGCAUCCUGCAGUGAGAGCAAGAACACGUCGCCAGAUUCGUACAACAGCCUGGGAUCGAUGCAGCAUGGUCAUUGUGGCAUGUUUGAUUGUGUGCCAGAGGCGCAAACUGCCAGUGCGUUUCACUUCAGCAGCGACUGCACCACCCCAGCGUCUCUUACAGACACAAGCGAAAGCAUCCACAAGGGUUCGAGGAUCCCAGCAGCAGACACCGCCACCCGGCAGACCAUUGCAGACAGUGAAAAUGGCAUUCCCACCAACUAUGCCACCACCACCUUCACGGCCACCGCCACCGCCAGUGAAAGUAGCGCCAUCAAUGCGGCCACUAUUCACACAGCCACCGCCCACCCUCCCUCAGCAGGCGGCAGCAGCAACACCACAGCAUUUCCAUCCAACCGCACAUCCACCACCCGGGAGGCCACCGCCAUUGCAGGUCAAAGCACUGCCAGUACCUCCGCCAACGGCAGCUUCACGAUUGCGAGGCUUACCAUCCUUCCAUGCAAAUUUCGAGCUGGGGCGUUUGCUCGGCAAAGGGGGCUUUGGAGCAGUGCACAAGUGCAAAAGCCACGCAAACAGCGCAAAGUUCGCAGUGAAGCUACUGCCAGUUGCAGAUGCAAGAGCUUGCAUGAAGGAACUUGACAUUUGCCAUGGGCUCCGGCACCCAAACAUCAUCCGGUGUCACGAUCUUUACUACAAACCCAGCAUGCUAUGCAUAGUCUUUGACCUCUAUGCAUGCGAUUUGGAGAAUGCCCUGGAGUCCGUGAACGGCCGUGCUGAACCUUCCUCAAUGGUGUGCUUCAUGCGGCAAAUGGUUGCUUCGGUAGCUUUUUUGCACGAACAGGGGGUCAUGCACAGAGACAUCAAGGAGCCCAACUUCUUGCUGACGGCUAGGCGUAUGAGUUCUGACGUUACGGUCGUUCUUGCUGAUUUUGGACUGGCUGGACUUUUGUCAGAAGGAUUGGAGAUGGCAGAUGUGGUUGGCACAGAUGGGUAUAUGGCUCCAGAGUGCUUGGCGGGAAAGAGUUCAUACAGGACAGAUGUUUUUGCCCUGGGAGUUACGUUUUUUCGCAUGUUGACAAUGAGAUUUCCAUUUCAAAGUGAUGCAGGGGCAUGGCGAUUGCUGCAACCAUUGCCCCGACAUGUGCACCCUCUGCGUGAAGAAAUGGUGCUUGACAUGCUGAAGAAGGAGCCAUGCCACAGGCCACAGGCAAAGACAUUGCUCGAUAAUUUCCCCUGUUGGGAAAACUUCCCUGACAUUUCGGAGCAGCCUGCCACUAAAAAUAAUGGGCGUGGUCAAGGCAGGAAGUGGAGCUUGAAGUAA